Manduca sexta (tobacco hornworm) is the source of this 1484-nucleotide messenger RNA. Its product is annotated as cuticle protein 19-like. Gene Ontology annotation, cellular component: extracellular matrix. Bases 542 to 1141 code for a protein of 199 amino acids. Lineage: Eukaryota; Metazoa; Arthropoda; Insecta; Lepidoptera; Sphingidae. The record is from RefSeq and is a predicted model, not a curated record. The transcript has 2 exons.
ACUCGACAUUAACACCUCGUUGCCAAAAUGAACCCCUUAGUGAUGGUAAUUAUUUCACGUGCUAUUAUCACAAGUAUAACAAAAUUUUACUGUAUCAGUAUAAACGUGUUCCAUCUCGGAGAUCAUCUAAGUGUUAGCGUACCGAACAAUUUAACACACGUAACAUUUUGAACGUGAUAUAGACAUAUUAAGAAUUUAGAAGAAACGAGCAAAAUCCAGACUUUUCAAAUACUUUUGUAGUCUGUAUGGCUGACACUAAAGAUUUCACGAAAUAAAACAAAAAUUUGCAAAUUUUAUUCAUGAAAACAUGGAUCAAUCUAAUCAUUGUUUUUCUCCUUGAAUUUCGAAUAAUUAACGCGAACAAAAACACGAUAAAGCAGUAAAUAGUUAGACACGAAUUAUUAUCCAUUAUGAGUACGGGAUUUUACUAAUUUUGUUUCGAAAAGUUAAAUUAGUUAUCGACACAAUUUUUGAUUAAUUGCCGACAAGAAUGUAGGAAGCUCUUUUAUGGGUGACAAUAAUAGAAUCUGGCACAUUUCAGAUGACAUGCCUGCUGGGUUCAGCAGUGGGCGUGGCUGUACAUGACAACACACGCGUGCCUGUGGCAGUCUCUGUGAUUGCUGAUACAAUCGAUCAUCCACGCUACGCGUUCAACUACGCCGUAAACGACCCUCAUACCAAAGACAACAAAGCUCAAUGGGAGUUGCGAGACGGGGACGCUGUGAAAGGAUCCUACUCGCUGGUGGAACCUGACGGCAGCCUACGAGUCGUGGACUACGCAGCUGACGACGGCGGCUUUAAUGCUGUAGUCAAAAGACUUGGACUUUACACUCAUCCUUCACCCCUACUCACUAAGACACUAAUUCCCAUAACAGGACAUGUCAACUACGGCUUCGGAGGACCUAUAGUAGCUGCCCCAGCGCCCGUAACAGUUCCCGCAUUGGGAAAAUUUAGUUUGCCUUGGGAUCCUCACACCCGUUCCUUUGGAGGUUGGGUUCCAUUGAAUGCCCCGUUACUACCGCUUCCUGGACCGCACGCGACUAUAAUUAGCACGAAGGUUACAGACGAUAAGGUUAUUAAAUGGAUAACAGGACCCAUACCUCUACACGGGAAGACACUCGUCAUUAAGAAGAUACAUUGAAAUAGUAUUUGGAUAAAAUGAGCUGAAUAGAACGUUUGUUAUAAGACCUAUUAACGUUAUGGUUGAAGUAUUUAGCCUUGAUCUUGGGUAGUAGGUCCUUGAUAAUGUAAAUACUGAAGAGGAAUAGUGAAAUAAAUAAUUUAUUUAUUGUGAUUUUGCGUAUACUUAUCCCCAUACACUUGUUAACAUCUAUUGUCUCAGACUAACCAGUGACGACGUCAAUACAAUACCCACUAUGCAGUGCAAUAUGAGCCAAAGUUCGGUUGGUAGUGUUAUUUUUUAUGGACAGUGUCAUUACCAACAGGUGUGUGGGCUGUUCACCUUGUCAUUAAGUUUAUAAAAU